GCAGGGAAGCCGCUCAGUGAUUACAGACAGGUCUAUAUGAACAGACGGGCUUGUGAGGGCAAAGGUCAUUUCUGCUUCAACUUAUGGAUUUUGUCAGACUAACACUGAAUAAUUAAACAUUCAUUGUUGUGUAUAAAUAAAAAAAUGAAAUCAGGCAGGUGGUCAUUUGUAUUAUUAAGCUGAUUAAAAAUGAUUAUGUACUCAUAGUGUAUGUGCAUUGUAACACUUUGGGCUGGUGCAUGUGUGCGGUAAGAAUUUAUUGGAACAAAGUUUAGGUGAUGAUUGCAGGAUGAGUCAAGGUGACAGCGAGACACUAACCCCUGGACUUUGGCAGCAUUACAGUCUGGCUUGCUAUAUAAGCUACAGACCCUCACCAGCUGAGCACAAGAGCUGCAAAGUGGACUCGCAGAUACAUUCGCAAAACUCAGAUCGAAGAGCCAUGAAGGUCCUUGCUGUGCUCGUCCUAGCCGUUUUCAGUGGCUGUCAGGCCAACCUUUUCUAUGCUGAUGCACCCAAGCCACAGCUGGAUGUGCUGACUGAUGCCUUCUGGGACUAUGUUGCCAAGGCCACCAAGACAGCUGAUGACUCCGUCGCCAUGAUCAGGAAGUCUCAGUUUGGACAGGAUGUCAGUGCCCGUCUGACCGAGAGCGCCGAUGUGGCCGGCAAGUAUGCAGUCACCCUGCAGGAGCAGCUUCCCCCUGCAGCCCAGGACCUGAUCACCAAAGUUACCACAGAGGCCGAUGUGCUGAGAGAGCGUGUGAACCAGGAGCUGAGCACUGUCAGGGAGAAGCUCGAGCCCUACACCGAGGACAUGAAGACCCAGAUCCAGCAGAGAGUGGAGCAGCUCAAACAGGAGCUGGCCCCCUACGCAGACUCCGUGGACACUGAGGCCCUGAGGACCAUCCUGAUGCAGAAGAGUGAGGAGCUUAAGACCAACUUUGAGCAGAGUGUGAAGGAUCUGCAGGCUCAGCUGGGGCCUUACACCGAUGACCUGAAGCUGAAGGUGGACCAGCACCUGCAGGAAUUCAAGGAGAGUGUGGCACCCGCGACGGAGAAGGUCCAGGUUGAGCUGACUCAGAGAGCCCAGCAGGUGAAAGAAUUGGCUGCCCCAUACGUUGAUGAGCUGAGGGAAAGGCUGGACCCCUAUGCCCAGGACCUCAAGGCCCAGCUCACCUCCCUCUAUGAGUCUUUUGUUGCCAAAGCCUUCUAAGUCAACCUCCACCUCAUUGUAAACAGGAAAGAACUGCAUCUAAUGAACACAAUUCUCAGAUCCACAAAAAUGUGUUUGUGUUUUAAUAAUAUGAACAUACUUUUGAAAUUGUCUUAAACUAUAUAUAUUUAAAGUAUUAAAUGAAAAGAUAAGUAAGACCUAUUGAGUGUUGGUCUGGGACCAGACACUGUGUUCUCUUUCUCUAUGCUAUGAAAAUAAAAGCAAAACAUAAACUUG
Messenger RNA from Cyclopterus lumpus (lumpfish), 1447 nucleotides. Its product is annotated as apolipoprotein A-I-like. The record is from RefSeq and is a predicted model, not a curated record. Bases 290 to 1210 code for a protein of 306 amino acids. Gene Ontology annotation, biological process: cholesterol homeostasis; high-density lipoprotein particle assembly; triglyceride homeostasis. Gene Ontology annotation, cellular component: high-density lipoprotein particle; chylomicron; extracellular region. The transcript is spliced from 4 exons. NCBI's taxonomy places the organism in Eukaryota, Metazoa, Chordata, Actinopteri, Perciformes, Cyclopteridae. Gene Ontology annotation, molecular function: phosphatidylcholine-sterol O-acyltransferase activator activity; cholesterol binding; phospholipid binding.